This is a messenger RNA of Emys orbicularis (European pond turtle), 3465 nucleotides long. It is a transcript of the gene XPO4, whose product is annotated as exportin 4. The record is from RefSeq and is a predicted model, not a curated record. Gene Ontology annotation, cellular component: cytoplasm; nuclear pore. Gene Ontology annotation, biological process: protein export from nucleus. Lineage: Eukaryota; Metazoa; Chordata; Testudines; Emydidae. Gene Ontology annotation, molecular function: nuclear export signal receptor activity. Bases 1 to 3465 code for a protein of 1154 amino acids. The transcript has 23 exons.
AUGAUGGCGGCGGCCGUGGCUGCAGGGGGGGCUCCUGAGGUGAUCGCUCAGCUGGAGAACGCGGCCAAAGUGCUCAUGGCACCACCUUCCAUGGUCAAUAAUGAACAACGCCAGCAUGCCGAGCACAUAUUCUUAUCAUUUAGAAAAUCAAAAUCACCAUUUGCUGUUUGCAAGCAUAUUUUGGAAACUAGUAAAGUGGACUAUGUCCUUUUUCAAGCUGCCACAGCAAUAAUGGAAGCAGUUGUGCGAGAAUGGAUUCUCUUGGAAAAAAGUAGCAUCGAGUCACUGCGAACAUUCCUUUUAACCUAUGUCUUACAAAGGCCUAACCUUCAAAAGUAUGUUCGGGAGCAGAUUCUAUUAGCAGUAGCAGUAAUAGUGAAACGAGGAUCAUUAGACAAAUCGAUUGACUGCAAGAGCAUUUUCCAUGAAGUCAGCCAGUUGAUAAGCAGUGGUAACCCCACUGUGCAAACUUUGGCCUGUUCCAUUUUAACGGCUUUGUUGAGCGAGUUCUCAAGUUCAAGUAAAACCAGCAACAUUGGACUAAGCAUGGAGUUCCAUGGUAACUGCAAACGAAUAUUUCAGGAGGAUGACCUUCGGCAGAUCUUCAUGCUAACAGUAGAGGUACUACAGGAAUUCAGCAGACGUGAAAACCUCAAUGCUCAGAUGUCUUCAGUGUUUCAGCGUUAUCUUGCACUAGCCAAUCAGGUCUUAAGCUGGAACUUUCUUCCUCCAAAUUUGGGCAGACAUUAUAUAGCUAUGUUUGAAUCCUCACAAAAUGUGAUGCUAAAGCCAACAGAGUUGUGGCGUGAAACCCUCCUGGACAUCAGAGUUAUGGAGCUUUUCUUUACAGUACAUCGAAAAAUCAGAGAGGAUACAGAUAUGGCACAAGACUCUCUACAGUGCCUAGCACAGCUAGCUUCUCUGCAUGGGCCAGUCUUUCCUGAUGAAGGUUCACAAGUUGAUUAUCUGGCACAUUUCAUUGAAGGAUUGCUGAAUACUAUCAAUGGAGUUGAAAUAGAGGACUCUGAAGCAAUGGGAAUCUCCAGUGUUUUCAGCAACCUGAUAACUGUGUUUCCUCGCAAUGUUUUAACUGCCAUUCCAAAUGAACUUUUCUCUUCAUUUGUUAACUGCCUCACACACCUCACCUGUUCUUUUGGGAGAAGUGCUGCACUGGAAGAAGUGCUUGACAAAGAUGACAUGGUAUACAUGGAGGCAUAUGAUAAAUUGCUGGAAUCCUGGCUUACCUUGGUACAAGAUGACAAACAUUUCCACAAAGGCUUCUUUACCCAACAUGCUGUUCAGGUUUUUAAUUCUUAUAUUCAGUGCCACCUAGCUGCUCCUGAUGGUACAAGGAAUUUGACUGCCAAUGGUGUAGCCUCUCGGGAGGAAGAAGAAAUAAGCGAACUGCAGGAAGAUGAUCGAGACCAGUUCUCUGACCAGCUGGCCAGUGUAGGCAUGCUAGGAAGAAUUGCUGCAGAACACUGUAUACCUCUUCUUACAAGUUUAUUAGAAGACAGAGUGACAAGGCUCCAUGGUCAGUUACAAAGACAUCAGCAGCAGUUACUUGCCUCACCAGGAUCAGGGUCAAUUGACAAUAAAGUGCUUGAUGACCUGUAUGAGGAUAUUCAUUGGCUUAUUUUAGUCACAGGCUACCUCUUAGCUAAUGAUACUCAGGGAGAGACUCCAUUAAUACCUCCAGAAGUAAUGGAAUAUUCCAUUAAGCAUUCAACUGAGGUUGACAUCAAUACAACACUUCAGAUCCUGGGAUCUCCAGGAGAAAAGGCCUCUUCCAUCCCAGGGUACAACAGAACUGAUUCUGUAAUUAGGUUAUUAUCUGCUAUUCUAAGAGUUUCAGAAGUAGAAUCUCGAGCAAUAAGGGCGGAUCUAACACACCUUCUGAGUCCACAAAUGGGAAAAGAUAUUGUAUGGUUUCUUAAGCGUUGGGCAAAGACCUAUCUCCUAGUGGAUGAAAAACUGUAUGACCAGAUAAGUCUACCAUUUAAUACAGCAUUUGGUGCAGACACAGAGGGUUCCCAGUGGAUUGUGGGUUACCUCUUAGAAAAAGUAAUCAGUAACCUGGCAGUAUGGAGUUCUGAGCAGGACCUUGCAAAUGACACUGUACAGUUGCUAGUAACAUUAGUGGAAAGGAGAGAGAGGGCAAAUUUAGUAAUUCAGUGUGAGAAUUGGUGGAAUUUAGCUAAGCAGUUUGCGAGGCGAAGCCCACCUCUUCACUUUUUGUCCAGUUCUGUGCAGAGAACACUAAUGAAAGCUCUAGUUUUAGGAGGUUUUGCUCAUAUGGACACAGAUACAAAACAGCAAUACUGGACAGAGGUUCUUCAGCCACUUCAGCAGCGAUUCUUGAAUGUGAUAAAUCAAGAAAACUUUCAACAGAUCUGUCAAGAGGAGGAGGUGAAACAAGAAAUCACUGCCACACUAGAAGCACUUUGUGGCAUUGCUGAGGCUACCCAGAUAGAUAAUGUAGCAAUACUCUUUAACUUUCUGAUGGACUUCCUUACCAAUUGCAUUGGAUUAAUGGAGGUGUACAAAAACACACCAGAGACUGUUAACCUCAUAAUAGAAGUUUUUGUUGAAGUUGCACAUAAACAAAUAUGCUAUCUCGGAGAGUCCAAAGCCAUGAAUUUGUAUGAGGCCUGCCUGACUCUACUUCAAGUAUAUUCCAAGAAUAAUUUAGGUCGGCAGCGAAUAGAUGUUACAGCAGAAGAGGACCAAUACCAGGAUCUUCUUCUUAUUAUGGAGCUUCUUACUAACCUUCUGUCAAAAGAAUUUAUAGAUUUCAGUGAUACAGAUGAAGUAUUUAGAGGACAUGAGCCAGGACAAGCUGCAAAUAGAUCGGUGUCAGCAGCAGAUGUAGUCUUAUAUGGGGUUAAUCUAGUUCUGCCAUUAAUGUCACAGGAUCUGCUGAAAUUUCCAUCUCUGUGUAAUCAGUACUACAAAUUAAUCACCUUCAUCUGUGAGAUAUUUCCUGAGAAAAUUCCUCAGCUUCCAGAAGACCUUUUUAAGAGCCUAAUGUACUCAUUGGAGUUAGGGAUGUCAUCGAUGAGUUCUGAGGUUUGCCAACUCUGUCUGGAAGCUUUAACACCAUUAGCAGAACAGUGUGCAAAAGCACAGGAAACAGACUCAUCACUAUUUCUAGCAACAAGGCACUUUCUUAAGAUGGUCUUUGAUAUGCUGGUACUACAAAAGCACAAUACAGAGAUGACAACUGCAGCAGGUGAAGCAUUCUACACAUUAGUGUGUUUGCAUCAGGCUGAAUAUUCAGAACUAGUUGAAACAUUACUAUCAAGUCAACAAGAUCCAGUCAUUUACCAGCGGUUAGCAGAUGCAUUCAACAAGCUUACUGCAAGCAGCACUCCUCCUUCACUGGACCGUAAGCAGAAGAUGGCCUUCCUAAAGAGUUUAGAAGAAUUUAUGGCAAAUGUUGGUGGACUCCUCUGUGUAAAAUAA